GGUCGUCCGAAGAUUAGUCGGCGAGCAUAGCGGUUUGGAUAUCAUGUUAACAAAAAAAAAUGGUACGGAUGGAUUCAAACCAUACAAUCGUUCAACAAGAUGUGCCAUAGACUCAUCGGCGUCGGAGAGGUUCAUUUGAGGUUAUAAGCUUUUCCGGUGAUUAUUCUGUGGUGCAAGCAGCUUGUUGACGCGAGGGGAAAGGCAAGUAACGCUUUUUACAUGUAAAGUUUCUUUCACAUUGAGGGUUUGUUCUCUGAAGCAAUCAAUCAAACAGAUGGUGGACAAAAUAGGUGUAUGGAUGACCUGCCGAAUGUCGGAAUAUCUCCAAACUGAGCUCGCGAAACGAUUCAACGUCUUCAAAUCAUGGGAAAUUCCGUCCAAAACCGACUUCUUCAACCAACAUUCGCGAUCAAUCAGAGCAGUUGUUGGAAACGGAGCACACGGAGCUGACUCCAGCUUAAUCGAAUCACUUCCAUAUCUAGAGAUCAUCUCGAGUCACAGUUCUGGCUUAGAUAAGAUCGAUCUGGUGAAAUGCAAAGAGAAGAUAAUUAGGGUUACAUCCACUCCUGACGCCUUGACUGAUGAAGUCGCCGAUUUGGCCAUACUGCUGAUUCUGGCGACUCUCAGAAAGAUUUGUGCCGGCGAUCAGUAUGUAAGGAAUAGGAUGUGGAAUCAAGGAGACUUCGAAUCGACCACCAGAGUAAGUGGAAAACCAGUGGGGAUUAUAGGGUUGGGAAGAAUAGGGUCGGCAAUUGCGAAAAGAUUGGAGGCAUUUUGUUGUUCUAUUAGUUACUACUCCAGAUCAGAGAAACCAAAUUCAGGUUACAAGUAUUAUCCAAAUGUGAUUGAAUUGGCUAUCAAUUGUGAAAUCUUGGUUAUUGCUUGUUCAUUGUCCCAAUCCACACGCCAUAUAAUCAACCGUGAAGUAAUAGAUGCUUUGGGGCCAAAAGGAUUUCUCAUUAACAUUGCACGAGGGGGUCAUGUAGAUGAACGCGAGCUUGUGUUGGCUCUUGUUGAACGUAGACUUGGUGGGGCAGGGCUUGAUGUGUUCGAACAUGAACCAGAGGUACCUGACCAACUCAUUCAUCUUGAUAAUGUGGUUCUAUCGCCCCAUGUAGGGGCUUGCACAGCGGAAACCCGGAUGGCCAUGGCUGAUCUUGUUGUAGCAAAUCUGGUGGCUCAUUUCUCUGAUCAACCAUUGAUAACGCCUGUGAUCUGAGAGAGAUUAUGCAUCUGAAGGUAAUUUGCAUAAAGAUUUGAUCUUUUUACUGUCAUAGUGCACAUCUGAGACUCCACCAAUUACUUUAAAAAAAUGGGGUUAUUUAGAGGGUACAAAAUAGAAGGAAUUGAUCUAUUUUCAAACAAACUACACUUUCAACAAAUGUGUGAUAUUCAGAAUCAAAUGAUCUCUGGCUUGAUCAGAAGAUCCUUUCAAUUGGCUAAAAA
This is a messenger RNA of Cynara cardunculus var. scolymus (artichoke), 1446 nucleotides long. RefSeq names its product hydroxyphenylpyruvate reductase-like. The record is from RefSeq and is a predicted model, not a curated record. Bases 275 to 1219 code for a protein of 314 amino acids. Gene Ontology annotation, cellular component: cytosol. Gene Ontology annotation, molecular function: hydroxypyruvate reductase [NAD(P)H] activity; NAD binding; glyoxylate reductase (NADPH) activity. The transcript is spliced from 2 exons. NCBI's taxonomy places the organism in Eukaryota, Viridiplantae, Streptophyta, Magnoliopsida, Asterales, Asteraceae.